Messenger RNA from Thermothielavioides terrestris NRRL 8126, 1731 nucleotides. RefSeq lists its product as uncharacterized. The transcript is spliced from 6 exons. The record is from RefSeq and is a predicted model, not a curated record. Gene Ontology annotation, molecular function: polynucleotide 5'-hydroxyl-kinase activity. Gene Ontology annotation, cellular component: nucleus. Gene Ontology annotation, biological process: cleavage in ITS2 between 5.8S rRNA and LSU-rRNA of tricistronic rRNA transcript (SSU-rRNA, 5.8S rRNA, LSU-rRNA). Bases 253 to 1731 code for a protein of 492 amino acids. Lineage: Eukaryota; Fungi; Ascomycota; Sordariomycetes; Sordariales; Chaetomiaceae.
GUCGCACAGCGGCGACCGAGAGAUACGCAGCCGAAUUUUGAGAACUUAUAAGCGGUUUGUGACAGAGUCGAAGUUGCCAGGGAUAGUCGCUGGUCGGCUGCCGCCUAGAAUCUCCAGUGCUUGCAACUGUUGUGGAAGUACAGUCCGGGAAAAGAAAAUCUGAGGAUUUGCUGCGAGUUUGGGAGCUUUUCGUUUCCUUUCUUGAAAUUCAAGUUGGAGAAGGAAAUAGGUCGGCUCACUGAGACGGGUUAAAUGGCUGCACCCAAGAAGAGAAAGCUGGAUGGCAGUGGCAGCGGCAGUGGCAGUGGCAGUUCCACGCCGACCAUGAUGAGCGCGUUUGCCGCCAGGCAACAACUGUGGGGAGUUGCAGCAACGAGGAACAGCACGGCAGUCGAGAAAGCCACCGCGGAGCCGGCGCCUGAAAAUGUCACGCAGCCGGGAAGGAGCGACCGAAGCAGCAAACGCCAGGCCACAGAAGAGCCAGUCCUUGGCUCUACUACUGCUCCCACAACGACUAGUGCGGAUUCGAAGCCAAGGCAGACAGCCAUCGAAAGCGGGCAGCCUCGGGCGGGUUCUACCACGCCGCGGGUCGAAUCGGCUGAAGCGCCAGUCAGACAGCACUCUUCGUUUCGGCCGAGCAAGAAAAACCUCCAACGGAGAGCUGGAGGCCGGAUCGUGCUAACUUGCCCCGAAGCAGAGCGGCUUGUGCUUCUCGGGAGCUACGGCGUCAAGGUACAGGAGGGCGAGGCAACCAUCGCUGGAGCCAUCUUGACGCCCUCUGACGAGGUGCAAUGGGUUCAUGCUCCCCUCUGCCAUGCCGUGCCCGUGCUGCGGGCAGCCGACGACACAGUCCUUGAAGUCCUCCCGCAUCCUGCCGCGAAGGGGCUUCGGCAACUCGCCAAGCUGAAUCCCUGCUUCGCCAGGCUCUGGAACGAGACCGCUUCGCAGGAAUCUGCGAGGAGCAAGCCCAGCAAAUCUCUUGGAACCUUUCAAAUUAUCUACACCUCUGAUGAUGUCCCCAAGAGGGCCGCCUUGCAAGAACUCGUCUCGCCGGCGGAGUGGAAUAAGAAGCUAUCUGGGCUGGCGGCCGGGAAACCGAGAGGCGCCCCCGCUAUUUUCCUCUGCGGGCCAAAGUCAUCCGGGAAGUCAACGUUCGGGAGGCUGCUGGCCAACCGCCUCAUAACCGACCGACGAGGCUCCAAGAACGAGCUAUGGUCGAGCGUCAUGGUGCUCGACCUCGAUCCUGGACAACCUGAAUACUCGCCGCCAGGGGUGGUCUCCUUGUCCAAAAUUGCGGUGCCCAACCUCUCCCCUUCCUUUUGCCAUCCCAUUCUACCGCCCCACGACGGCCAACUGCGGGCCCACGCCAUUGCAUCUGUCAACCCGGGUCUUGACCCGGCUCACUUCAUUGAAUGUGCGCUCGACCUCUACGCUCACUAUCAACGAAGCCGCGACGCCAAAUAUCCCUUGAUCAUCAACACGCCCGGCUGGAUUCAAGGCACCGGCCUCGACAUCCUCUCUGACCUGAUCACAGCCAUUCGUCCGACCGAGGUAAUCUACAUGUCGCAGGACGGUCCCGACGACACCGUCAGUACUCUCCAAUCCGCCUGCAACGCCGCCGCCGCCGCCGCCGCUCCGAUUCCGUUCACCACCCUCCCCUCUCAGCCGAGCGACAUCCUGAGCCGCCGCUCCAACAACCCGCAGCCCUUAGCUGGGACCCCACACCCCUAA